Molecule: messenger RNA, 1185 nt
Organism: Scomber scombrus (Atlantic mackerel)
Lineage: Eukaryota; Metazoa; Chordata; Actinopteri; Scombriformes; Scombridae
Product: odorant receptor 131-2-like
Exons: 4
Coding region: 1-1185 (394 amino acids)
Biological process (GO): G protein-coupled receptor signaling pathway
Cellular component (GO): membrane
Molecular function (GO): G protein-coupled receptor activity
Source: RefSeq, a predicted model, not a curated record
AUGGAUGAGAGUCCAACCCCUCUCGAGUCCACUGGAAGAGGGUCCCAUGUUUCCUCUUCUGGCUCCAGGGGAGGGCCCCGGUCACCCGUGUCCGGGCAGGGGAAACGAGACUUGCAGGAUCCUCAAAUCAGCUCCAUGAAUUCCUCGUCUUACAGCUAUAAUGUGUCCAGUAGUCUAAGUUAUCGAGAUGCUUCAAGCACAGCUGUGGUCAAAAAUGUGAUUGUUGUGGCUCUUGGUCUUAUCAUCAACUAUAUCAAUGGUACCCUGAUUCACACCUUCAGAAAAAACCAGAUAUUUUAUGUGAAUCCUCGUUACAUCUUAUUCAUCCACCUGGUGUUGAAUGAUAUAAUCCAGCUCACUACAACAAUCAGUCUGUUUGUCCUUAGUUAUGCCUUCUACAGAUUUAAUGCUUCUGUCUGUUGCCUCAUUAUUACACUUGCUAUUUUCACCACCCUCAACACCCCAUUAAAUUUAGCAGUCAUGGCAGUGGAGUGCUACAUUGCUAUUUGUUUACCACUGCGACAUGCUGAGCUCUGUACAAUCAAAAGGACAUAUAUUCUGAUUGGUUGGAUCUGGGCCAUGAGUGCAGCUUCAACACUGCCAGAUGUGUUUAUUUUGCUUGCAACAGAGCCUUUACGGUUAUUCUAUUCUACAAUUUUCUGUGAGAGAGAUAACUUAUUCCAUCACCCUAUAAGUUUAGAUAAGAGGGAUGUGUCAUACAUAAUUUUCCUUAUUGGUGUUUGGCUCACUCUCUUCUACACUUACUUUAAGAUUUUCUUUACUGCUAAAGCAGCUAAAGAAGCUAAAUCAUCUGGUGGGGAUGCAAAGAAGGCCAGGAAUACAAUACUGCUGCAUGGCUUUCAGCUAAUCUUGUGCAUGCUAACCUUUGUAGCCCAUGUGUUGAAAAAGGCCCUAUUGUACUGGUUUCCUAAAUAUUAUGCACACGCGCUCUUUGCUUGCUACAUCAUAAUUCAGAUGCUCCCCAGGUUUAUCAGUCCUAUUGUGUACGGGCUACGAGACAAGACUUUUAGACAUCACUUGAAAAAAUACUUGCUUUGUUCAAUAGGACCAGAACUCCCCUACUGGUUCCUGUAUGCACAUGCCACACCACUGACUCCAGAAGUGAAGACAUAUCUGCUCUACAAGAAAAGCAAAGGGGAAUCCAGAUGUAGCUCCAUCAACUGA